GAGAAAGAGAGACAGAGAUAUGGGAAGAGGGAAAGUAGAGCUGAAGAGGAUAGAGAACAAAAUCAACAGGCAAGUAACAUUUGCGAAGAGAAGAAAUGGGCUUCUCAAGAAAGCUUAUGAGCUCUCUGUUCUCUGUGAUGCUGAGGUUGCGCUCAUCAUUUUCUCCAACCGUGGCAAGCUCUAUGAAUUCUGCAGCAGUUCUAGCAUGAUGAAAACAAUUGAGAAGUACCAGAAGUGCAGCUAUGGUUCACUUGAGACCAACUGCUCCAUCAAUGAGAUGCAGAACAGCUACCAGGAUUAUUUGAAGCUAAAAUCAAGAGUGGAGGUCCUCCAACGAUCUCAGAGAAAUCCUUGGGAAGAGUUGGGUCCCCUAAACUCGAAGGAGCUGGAGCAACUUGAGCACCAGUUGGAGAAUUCUCUGAAGCAAAUUCGGUCUGCAAAGACCCAAUUCAUGUUUGAUCAACUGGCUCAUCUUCAGCACAAGGAACAAAUGCUGGUUGAAGCUAACAGAGAAUUAAGGAAGAAGCUGGAAGAGAGCAAUACAAGAAUCCCUCUCCGCCUUGGAUGGGAAGCUGAGGAUCACAAUAACAUUUCAUACAGCCGCCUUCCCACGCAGUCGCAAGGAUUGAUCUUCCAGCCCUUAGGCGGCAACCCGACAUUGCAGAUCGGGUACAAUCCUGCAGGCUCGAAUGAAUUGAAUGUUUCGGCUGCCGACCAACAUCCCAACGGAUUCAUUCCCGGAUGGAUGCUCUGAAUCGUUCCGCAAGUGAACUGCUUGCUGGAAGUUCCAUAUCAAGUACAUUUUCCAGUUUUUGCUAUGAUAUAUGACUCUUCUUCUUCUGGAUGACCUAUACGAAGAUCCAUCAUUCGUGGAUAUUGUCCAUGGACGUACCCUAAAAGGAAGGACAGUAUGAAUCCAAUCUAGCUUACUAUUUUGUAUAAGAAUAAACAUCUGUGCUGCUGAUAUUUGGAAUUCAUCUAUGUUAUUUAAUGUAUGGAAUCCUUUUUUG
Eucalyptus grandis is the source of this 1010-nucleotide messenger RNA. RefSeq names its product developmental protein SEPALLATA 1-like (gene EGM3). Gene Ontology annotation, molecular function: protein dimerization activity; DNA-binding transcription factor activity, RNA polymerase II-specific; RNA polymerase II cis-regulatory region sequence-specific DNA binding. Gene Ontology annotation, cellular component: nucleus. The record is from RefSeq and is marked provisional. Lineage: Eukaryota; Viridiplantae; Streptophyta; Magnoliopsida; Myrtales; Myrtaceae. Gene Ontology annotation, biological process: positive regulation of transcription by RNA polymerase II.